CGCUUUCCCCUCUUGACAGAACCUGGCAUCCCCCUCUCCUCCGCUCCCGCUUCACUAAGACGAUACCUCUUAUUCCAUGAACAUGGCUCCCCAUCCUCUGGACCUUCUCUCUCUAGAAGAGACUAAGGCCGCUCGUGAUAUUGUGGCCAGCCUUCAUUCAGACGCCGUCCUCAGUUUCAGAGAAAUCUAUCUCGAAGAGCCUCCCAAGGCCCAGUUAAUCGAGUUCUUGACCGCCGAACAUGCAGGAAAAUCAGCGCCUGCACCUCACAGAACAGCUCUGGUACAGUACGAUGUCAUCGCAUCGGACAGAAUUCCACACUAUCACGAGUCUGUCAUCGACUUGACCGCAAGGAAAAGAAUCUCCCAUGCGGUUGUUGGUGAGAAUCAACAUGCAGGGCUGACGUUGGACGAGUUCGACGUUCUUGUGGAUGCAUGCAAGUCUUCACAGAUGUUCAAAGAUGUAUGCGCCGAGUUCAAACUUCCGGAAGGAUUUGAAGUCGUCAUUGAGCCAUGGCCAUACGGCGGUAUGUCCCCAGAGGAGGAGGAUCGCCGCUAUUUCCAAGGUCUUUGCUUUGCUCAAGACACAAGGUCCAAGAAUCCCGAUUCAAACUUCUACGCUUACCCACUACCAUUCAUCCCCGUGCUGGACUUUUACAAGCGAGAGAUUGUCCGGAUAGAUCGCCUCGCGACGGGCGGUAAAGGUGACGCUCUAGACGCGAAGACGCACUCCAAGAACAUCAUCGAUCACUGUGCAUCAGCCGAAUAUGUGCCCGAACUGUUGGAGAAUGGUACGAGAAAGGACCUGAAGCCCUUGAACGUUCUACAGCCAGAAGGUCCAUCAUUUUCGGUCGAUGGACAGCUCGUUCAAUGGCAGAAUUGGCGUUUCAGGGUCGGCUUCAACCCUCGCGAAGGAGCGACAAUCCACGACGUCCACUUCGCCGGACGAAGCGUCAUGUACCGACUCAGCAUGAGUGAAAUGACGGUGCCAUACGCCGAUCCACGAGGCGUGUUCCCACGCAAGCAGGCCUUCGACUUUGGUGACGGUGGAGCGGGUAACUGCGCCAACAACCUUUCGCUGGGCUGCGACUGCCUCGGCGUGAUCAAGUACUUUGACGGGGUCAGCACGGGGCCCGACGGGACUCCCAAGGUCUCGCCGAACGUGGUGUGCCUGCACGAACAGGACAACGGCAUCGGCUGGAAACACACCAACUGGCGGACCGGCCGCGCCGUCGUCGCCCGGUCCCGCGAACUGGUGGUGCAGUUCAUCAUCACGCUCGCCAACUACGAGUACAUCUUUGCGUACAAGUUCGACCAGGCCGGCGGGAUCACGGUGGAGACGCGCGCGACGGGGAUCGUGUCGGUGGUCAACAUCGACCCGGGCAAGAGCAGCGCCUGGGGCAAUGUCGUCUCCCCGGGGGCCCUGGCCCAGAACCACCAGCACAUCUUCUGCGUGCGCAUCGACCCCGCGGUCGACGGCUACACCAACACGGUGCUGUGCGAGGAGUCCCACCGCGUGCCCAUGAACAAGGAGACCAACCCGAAGGGCAACUUCUACGAGGUCCGCCAGACCCCGAUCACCCGGAGCCAGUACCUCGACGCGGCGCCGACGGACAAUCGGGUCAUCAAGAUCGUCAACAAGGGAAAGACGAACCCCGUCAGCGGCAAGCCCGUGGCGUACAAGUUCGCGCCCGCCCCGACCCAACUGCUCCUGGCCGACCCGGAAUCCACGCAGGCCAAACGGGCCCUCUUCGCCCACCACCACGUCUGGGUCACCAAACACCGCGACGGCGAACUCUACGCCGCGGGCCGGUACACGCUACAGAGCCGGAACGAGAUUGGUGGUGUGGCGGACGCGAUCAAACGCGAGGACAACCUCGACGAUGAAGACGUCGUCAUCUGGAACGUGUUUGGGUUGACGCACAACCCUCGUGUUGAAGAUUGGCCAGUCAUGCCUGUUGAAAUCCAUCAACUCGCUAUCAAGCCCAGCGACUUCUUCACGGUCAACCCAGCCAUCGAUGUACCUUCAACCAAAAACGAGGCGUCAGUUCUGACGGAAGGUGCGACUAAUGGCGUCAAUGGGGUCAACGGCACCAAUGGCGCGAGCUGCUGCUCGUAAACACACAAUUUGGGUGAUGCAUGCGAGGUGGGGUGUCUUGAGUGUUGGAGCAGAAUGCUUGUCAUGUGGUGUUUCCUCUUGUGUAGCGAUGAUCUUGACAGUCAGUCUUCCUUAACACACAAAGUGGUGAAAGGUCGAACGUCUAUCAUAGGCGAGCAGAACUAUAUACAUAUGUAUGUACCUUGAAUGGCUCGCAAUAUAAUUACCAAAUGUUCUUUAG
Molecule: messenger RNA, 2336 nt
Organism: Exophiala oligosperma
Lineage: Eukaryota; Fungi; Ascomycota; Eurotiomycetes; Chaetothyriales; Herpotrichiellaceae
Exons: 4
Coding region: 77-2116 (679 amino acids)
Biological process (GO): amine metabolic process
Molecular function (GO): primary methylamine oxidase activity; quinone binding; copper ion binding
Source: RefSeq, a predicted model, not a curated record